GGGAAAGAUAAACCCCAACUCAAUCCCUCAAUCUCGGAACUCCACCGGUUCAGUUAGCUAUGGGGAUACUGUCGUGGUUCACCAGCAGCCCGAAGCUGUCGCAGCCGGAGAUAACUCAGAUGGAGAAAUCGGAAACUCCGGCACCGGGGAUGAACGCCACGGUUUUCGAGUUCGCCUCCGUGGCAACCACGGGAGACAGAGUCACUCUCGCAGGAUACUGCCCCGUUUCCGACGAUCUCGAACCUUGCCGCUGGGAGAUUCUUCCCGCCGACGGGAAAGACGCGCCGCAGUUUCGCGUCGUCUUCUGAAGAAUCCGAUCAUCAUCAGCUCAGUUUCUAGAAAUGUAGUUUCUUCAUCCAUAAAAUUGUAUUAUUGGUCCACCAUUAUCAUCUACAGCUUGUAUUUUCCGUAUGUCUUUUAUUAGUCCAAUAAUUAAUUUUAAAAAUAAGGGAAUUAUUAAGUGAUUA
Messenger RNA from Raphanus sativus (radish), 467 nucleotides. RefSeq lists its product as uncharacterized. Lineage: Eukaryota; Viridiplantae; Streptophyta; Magnoliopsida; Brassicales; Brassicaceae. The record is from RefSeq and is a predicted model, not a curated record.